AAGUGCGGUCUGGAGUUGAUGAAUCACACACAGACGGAUAUUAGUUGUGCUCCGACAGAAGAAAACUAGAAGUAUCAGCCUCAUAAACUGUACCUGAUUUUAAUUAACACUAAUAAAAUAUUGUUUUCGCGAUAUAAUAUUGAAGAAUCAUCUAUUAUAAGAAAAAAUGUCUUUGUUCGGUAAAUUAUUUGGUGGUAAACCCAACGACAAGGCUCCCUCACCUCAAGAGGCUAUUCAGAGGCUUCGCGAUGUAGAAGAAACAUUACAAAAAAAAUCAGAUUUUUUAGAAAAAAAGAUGGAAGAAGAGCUUAAGGUCGCGAAACAAAAUGCCCAAAAGAACAAAAGAGCUGCUAUGCAAGCACUAAAAAGAAAGAAACGAAUUGAAAAGCAACUUCAGCAAGUAGAUGGAACUCUUUCCACAAUUGAAUUUCAACGAGAGGCCUUAGAGAAUGCGUCUACAAACACUGCAGUCAUGAACGUUAUGUCUGUAGCAGCUAAAGCACUUAAGGGAGUCCACAAAAGCAUGGAUGUUGACAAAGUACACGAUCUUAUGGAUGAAGUUGCUGAACAGCACGAAGUCGCUAAUGAAAUUGGAGACGCCAUCUCAAGACCAACUGGAAUAGGCGCUGAAAUUGAUGAGGAUGAAUUAAACCAAGAAUUAGAGGAAUUGGCACAAGAAGAUCUUGAUAAUCAACUAUUAGAGAUUGAAACUAAGCCACAAGACAUGCCUGAAGUUCCAAGUGAUGUCCCUGUCGCAGGUUAG
This is a messenger RNA of Dimorphilus gyrociliatus, 763 nucleotides long. Lineage: Eukaryota; Metazoa; Annelida; Polychaeta; Dinophilidae. The record is from the annotation of a GenBank genome assembly.